AUGCGGGGGGAGCUGAGCUUUGAUGGCCGACCCUCCGGCUAUCGGGACUUCAGGCGGAAGGUCAUUCUUGGAGUGGCCGGCUUGGAGGACAAGAUCCAGCAUCUGGCUGGACCCAGGCUUCUGCAGCGUCUGCAUGGAGAAGCCUGGCGGGCAACGGAGCACCUCACGGUGUCAACGUUGCGGAGCACAGAAGGUUGGCUUCGAGUGCUGAAGGCCCUGGACGAGCACUACAAGUAUCUGCCAGAGACGGAAUUACACGAGGCGAUAGAUGAGUUCAUGUUCCUCCUCAAGAAGCGCAACAACGAAGGCGCUACAGCGUUCGCCUCGAGGUUCAAGACCCAGCUCAGCAGAGUACAAUCGCUCAUAGCCCAGGAGCGGGAGACCUCUAGGCAGAAGAGGCGAAAGAAGGUCGACGAGGAGGCCAACCCCCUCGACGACUCCAGCGUGGAGGAAUCUGGAGAGGAUGGAUCCCGAAGUGAAACUCCUGAUGCAGCUGCUGCCGCAGACACUGCAUCGGUUCCUUCGGCGAGCCCUGGAGAACGAGAAGGUUCUGUGCGAAGCGGGAGCCACCGUAGUCAUCGUGCUGAUGGAGCCGGUACUGCUGCCGGAUCCACACGGAGCUCAGGUCGUGGUGUUCGACGACCUCGAGAAGAGGAUGAGGUGGACCCCAAGGAUGCGAAGGACGACACGCGAAUGCAGCGACUGUUGGGGACGUUGGAGAGAUCCACUAUGCGCCCCAGGCCAGUGUUCCCGCAAUCAGUGCUUGGGCACCUGUUCAUGCGGAAGUUUGGCCUCAGUCGGGAGCAGCGCGCUCAGGUCAUCCGGGCUACGGGAGGUUCAUCCAGGUUUCAGGAUGUGGAGCGCAUCAUGCGCGCAUCAGACAUGGAAGAUCGCCGCCCGGAGCAACGUCCACAGCUGCCCCACAAGGGCAAGCGGGAGGUCUACGCGAUGGAGUACGGCGACGACUCUAGCGAACUCAUCGAGCCCGACUUCGAGGACUCCGACGAAGAGGUCAAUGCGGUCUACCAGGAUGAGUACGACCCCGAGGAGGACCCCGAGGAGCAAGAAGAGCUGGCCGAGAUCUACGCAGUCCAGCAGAAGGCGAAGAAAGAGUUCAAGAAGAGCUACAGGACCUACAAGGAGUCGAAGAAGAAGGUCCGCGAGAUCAAGCGAGCUAGGCAGCCCUACUUGCCGGUGGUCGCACUUCAGGAGAGCGAUCCCAGCGGUCCGUCACAUGGGUCUGCCAAGCCAGUCUUCAAGUACGACAAGAAACCGGGAAAAGGCGCAGGAAAGAAAGGCGCUGACCGGAAGCCUGUCCGGAAGGAAGAGGCCCACCUCGCCGGCGAGUCCUUCAUCACCGAGUUCAACUACAUGGUGAAUACCGACGAGAUGGAGGUGCUGCUCAACUCGAUCCCGAUCGGCCGUGCCAUCAUCGACACGGGAUGCACUUCCAGUGUGGUUGGAGAGGACACCGUCGAGGCCCUGACCAAGCACUUCAUCAGUCAGCAAGUGCCAGCUCCACAGGAGGUCAGUCUGCCUCCAGUCGAGCUGAAGGGAUUCAACGGCCACACGGAGAGAGCCACAAAAGGCCUCAAGUGGCUGGUGAAGCUUGGGUCAUUGUGGGGCUACAUCACCACCUACGUGAUCCCAGGUAAAACCCCGUUCCUGCUGUCUCGUAAAGUGUUGCAGGGCAUGGAGGCCACCUUGGACAUGGGCAACCUCACCAUCACCAGCAAGAAGCAUGGGAUGAUCCGGGUGCCACUUCAACAAGCCGCCAACGGGCAUUUGAUGAUGCCGCUCUUGGAUGAAGGCUUGGAUCAGAGUUGGCAGCCAGGACGUGAUCCUCGCCAGAACCGUCGUGAAGGCGAGACUCUGGUCAUGGACGAUAGCAACUACGAGCCCUACGUGGAGCCGUCGGACGAGAAGAUUGUGGAGCCCGAGGACCAAGCCAAGCUGCCAAAGUAUUUCAUCAGGAUGUGCCGGGUGAUGAUGACUUUCAACUUAAUGCAGAAGAAGAUGAGUUACAAGACGCACUGCUUCAACAAAGCUGACCGACAAGAGCAUUUUGAGAACGUGUGCCGGCCAGUUGACAGCCCUUGUGAGCUCUCAAGCUUAAGUGCGCUGCUUGCUCUGACCAUGAGCAAGGCCAAGAAGACGUUCGGUGAGUUCGGCAAGUUGGCUGAAGAUGGGCCGCUGAGUGAAGAGGAGGUCAUCCAGACCGCCUACAUGAUCAACCGCGCCGUCGCCCACAAGCAGCUGCCUCAGGUCACCGACCUCCUGUUGCUUAAGUUCGCAAAGGAGGAGUUCCUCGAGAGCAUGACCGACGCCUGCAAGAGACGCCGUGAUCCCGAAGAUGAUGGCGAGAGCCUUAGCAGCUGGCUCACCUUGGAGGCAGUGGGAAGCCGAAGCUACCACCCGGGUGCUACGUCUGCACCGAUGCCUAGCCAGUCCGCAAUGGGCUAUUCGCCCGCAUCCGCUGCGGCUGGACUUCAGAUGCCUCACACCAGCGAUGUGAGCAUCAAGCUUCCUCCCGGGGUGCCCGAUGUGGACACCUGGGGACGUACCCUGGUCAAGCUCCCCAAGUAUGCCAAAAUGUCUUGGAACUAUGAGGAGGUGGUUCGCCAGAGUAAGAUCAACACCGAGACCAAGCGCUACCUUGGUUGGAUCCUCCGGACCUACGGCAACCACAGCCGCGAGAACUCAGAGAGUCAGGCCGUGGACCUUGCAGCCUACUUGCGCCGCAUCCGUUGGGAGCCGGAGCAGAUUGGCAUGCAGUCCACGGACUCGGGCGUGGCCUUGCGCCCCAUGCGGGACUUGGCGCAGCAGCUGGCGGCGCAGCUGCGAGCGUGGCAGGCUCCUGAGCUCGGGAACCCUGCGGUGGCAGAGCUGGUGGGUCGGCUGCCAGAGCCUGGCGUGUUAGAUGACAUCGCAGAGCUCCUGCGGUGCCAGGCUUGCACUCCCUACGAGCUGGCCUACCACGGCUUGCCGGCCAGACUUCUGCCUUUGCUGUCUUCCAGCUCAGAGUGGCCCUGGCCUUCGGCGAGCUUCUCCCCCAAGACCCUGGAGGCGCUAGUUCCAGCGCUGCAGUGGCUGCUGGGUCUCUGUGAGACCUUCCCAGUCGCCGCAGCGGAGGGCCCCAUCUCGGGCGUGGAUUGCCUGGCGCUGGCCCCACCGAGGGCUUCCUGGGCCUCGCGCAGAAUGAGCGGCGUGAGCAGCGCCUUGCUCGUCUGCGUGCGUGCGACCUUCGUGGACGUCGAGGAGCUGAGCGUCAAGCCUUACAAGCUUCAACGGUCACACAGCGAACCAGCUCUUUGCACCCAGGAGGAUGUGGGCGUGGAGUCUCCAGAGGUGAUGUCAAUGUGGAAGAUCAAUACGCAGCAAGCAGAUCCGAUCGACGACCAGCUUGACAGUCGAGGCAACGAAGGCAGCCUGGGGCACCCGGAGGUGUGCCGCCGGCCCUGCGUGCAUUUCGCGGCCCGCGGGUGCUCGGCGGGCAGGGCGUGCAGCUACUGCCACGCCGAGCACCCCAAGAGGCCGCCCAGCUUGGACAAAGCCUGGAGGAGCCGCCUCGGGAAGUUGACGGAGGGCCAGUUGCUAGCAAUUGUGUUGGGUCAAUUGCGGGCGCGGGCCGAGCGCAAGAACUUCCUCCCGGCGGCCGAGGGCCUGCUGGGGAUCCUGGAACGCAGGUGGCAGCAGCUGGGCGCAGAGUUGCCGCGGCUGAUGUCGGAGCAGCAAUCAAUGAGACGGGUCCUAUCGAAGAUGACCUUCGCUGGACUGCUGAGUUUAGCGACUUCCAAAACGAAUGCGGAUCCAUUCCUGCAAGAAAUUAAAGUGGCGCUCGAGCAGCUUCGCCGGGAAAAGCAAGUGCUCCAGUCGAUGGGAAAGACGCCCUAA
Molecule: messenger RNA, 3894 nt
Organism: Effrenium voratum
Lineage: Eukaryota; Dinophyceae; Suessiales; Symbiodiniaceae
Source: the annotation of a GenBank genome assembly